Rhinichthys klamathensis goyatoka is the source of this 542-nucleotide messenger RNA. It is a transcript of the gene birc5b, whose product is annotated as baculoviral IAP repeat containing 5b. The record is from RefSeq and is a predicted model, not a curated record. The transcript has 4 exons. NCBI's taxonomy places the organism in Eukaryota, Metazoa, Chordata, Actinopteri, Cypriniformes, Leuciscidae. Bases 33 to 467 code for a protein of 144 amino acids.
UGCAGGUAGUGUGUUCUGUUUGAGCUUCAGAAAUGUCGAACGCAGAAGUGAUUGCGUCCCGGCUUUUGUCGUUUAACCAGAUGUAUAGUUAUGAAAAGCGUCUUCAGACGUUUUCCGAGUGGCCUUUUCGAGAAGACUGUCAGUGCACACCAGAGCUGAUGGCCAAGGCGGGUUUUGUGCACUGUCCUAGUGAGAAUGAGCCAGAUGUGGCCUGCUGUUUCUACUGUCUCCGAGAGCUGGAGGGCUGGGAGCCAGAAGACAACCCCUGGUCUGAGCAUGCCAAACGCUCCCCCAAUUGUGCCUUUCUCCAUAUGAAAAACACAUUUGACAAGCUCACGGCCAUUGAGUAUUUUCAGCUGGAACAGGAGCGACUUCGCAUCUACAUUAGGAAGAUGGGUCACCGGAAGAUAGCCUACUUUCGUGAUGAGGUGGAGACCACAAGCAAAAAUCUGAGAGCUCUUAUUUGAUAUCCAGAAAUUAAAAAUGAUUUUAACGGCAUGCUUUAUUUAAAAUUUUCACCAAUAAAUUAAAUAUUUUUAUGU